GCUAAUCUUGAACUCGCAGUGAUCCUCCUGUCUCAACCUCCCAAAUGCUGGGAUUACAGGCGUCACCAUGCACAAAGAACCUUUGGACUAGUCGCGGCAGAAUUGUACAGAGAACGUGCUUGCCAGGCAGGCUAGGGCUCAAAUUUUAUGAUGCGCGGGAAUUAAUUACGUACGUGGCAUCGCUUCGGCCGCCAUACUUGGGCUUACGGGAGCUCGCAGAGGUCAAAAUCCCCCGCGCUUGUCCGACUUCUUUGCUUUUCUCAAUAACGAAGACUUCAGUGAGCCAUAUGACUAGCCCGUCCCCCCCUGCCAUGAGCGGCGUAGUGCGGACCGAAGUUCUGAGCGGGGCGCCUCUGCGGGUGCCCGGCGACCCCUACUCCGUGGUGGUUCUGCUGCAGGGCUACUCGGAGCCGGAGACGGUGGGCGACGCGGUGCGCGCUGACGGCUCCGUCACGCUGGUCCUGCCGCAAGCUUGGGGCCCGGCGUGCAGCCGGCGAGCGUCUCGGCCCGCGGACCGCGAGGCGAGCACAGCUCUGGAGGAGGCGGCGCGUGGCCCCAUCCUCGUGGAUACUGGGGGACCCUGGACUCGGGAGGCGCUGCUGGGGGCCCUGGCGGGGCAGGGCUUGUCCCCGGGAGACGUGACUCUGGUGGUGGGGACCCACGGGCACUCGGACCAUAUCGGAAACCUGGGGCUGUUUCCGGGGGCGGCUCUGCUGGUCUCGCACGACUUCUGCCUUCCCGGAGGCCUCUACCUGCCGCACGGGCUGAGUGAGGAGCGGCCCCUGCGCCUGGGGCCCGGGCUGGAAGUGUGGGCCACGCCGGGCCACGGGGGCCAGCGGGACGUGAGCGUGGUGGUGGCAAGCACAGUCCUGGGCACCGUGGUGGUGGCGGGUGAUGUGUUUGAGCGCGAUGGAGACGAGGGCUCAUGGCAGGCGCUGAGCGAGGAUCCGGUGGCGCAGGAGCGGAGCCGAAAGAGGAUCUUAGGCACCGCCAAUGUGGUCGUGCCUGGCCAUGGAGCCCCUUUUCGGGUGAUUAGGGAAGACUUUCAGCCAGGGACAAAUAGUUGUGGGAACAGCACUCGGGAGCCAGUGGUCGGAGAUAAGGACCUGACCAUGCAAGGAUGAGCCCUGACUGGACUUUUUUUUUCCUGGCGCUUGCCAGGAAAGCGUUUAUUCCACUGAGCCAUCUCCCCGGCCCCUGGACUUCUGUCAGGGAGGGAGAAGCGUUCAUAAUACGCAGAGGACCUGGGCAACUAGAAUCGGAGCAGGCAAGGAUGGUCACUGACUUCCAGCCUUCCAGAAGGCAGUUUUUCUAGUCUGGACAGAAUGAUACUGCCGUCACCAUAUCAUUGCUUGUCACCGCAGCCAACAGUGUCAAGGAUUGGCUCGGGUCUCUAAGAAUCUUUUGCAGACCUCAUUAAAAUGAGAAAAAGUUCCUGUGAAGGUCUUCCAAAAUAAAAAAUAGAAACUGCCCUAAUAUAAGUUAAAACCUUAAUAGCUAUAAUCAUGCACAUAUGGCAAUCAGUCACAAACCUAUUGCCUAUUUCUUACAUAGUGCAGGUUGCUGAGAGGAGGCAGUGACCUCCCCCUUAGUGACUUGAUUCAUUAAUUCACUUUUUAAAAAAUGUAUUUAGUACAAGAUCUACAGGGUCUCACUAUACAGAAUGGACUCUCAGC
Octodon degus (degu) is the source of this 1676-nucleotide messenger RNA. It is a transcript of the gene Mblac1, whose product is annotated as metallo-beta-lactamase domain containing 1. The coding region runs from base 45 to 1124 and encodes 359 amino acids. The record is from RefSeq and is a predicted model, not a curated record. NCBI's taxonomy places the organism in Eukaryota, Metazoa, Chordata, Mammalia, Rodentia, Octodontidae. The transcript is spliced from 2 exons.